AAAUAAAAGCAAGUUGAUCUAAGAAAGAACACAGAAACAGCUAACCAGCUGGUCAAGGCUGGUGACUCUCCAUAACCCUCACGUGCUCAAUCCUCAAUUCAUUAUUCUUGCAUAUUCUUGCCUCAUUCAUUACCAUCUCUUAUAUAUCUCAAACCCCCAAAAUCUCAACAUCUCAAUCCCAAGACCCAACUCCGUCAGUUUUGUAAACUCAUCACCAAUGUCAGAUCCUAACCAAGACGUAAACGCCAAUGCAGCAGGCGCCUCUGCUGCUCUCAGUGGGCAGAUUACAGUAGCAGCGUUCGUCUUAAUCUUCUGCCUCUUCAUCGCAAUCCUCAUUCUGUACCUCAAAGCCAAAGGAUAUUCAGGCACCACUGGCUCGUUCAGCUCUCGUCGCCAUCGCCUCAGCUUCGCUACUCAUCAACCGACUCACCCUCGACUUGCUCUCGAUCCAUCAAUCCUCAAUUCUCUCCCAAUCACAACCUUUAACUCAAAGAAUUUCAAUGAAGAAGAAGAUUGCAUCGAAUGCGCGGUUUGUCUCUGCGAGUUAUCCGAUGGUGAAGAGGUUCGAUUGCUUCCCAAAUGCAACCAUGUGUUUCAUGUUGAAUGCAUUGAUAUGUGGUUCCAUUCGAACAACACCUGCCCUCUAUGUCGAAGCCUUGUUGAAGCUCAUGCUAACGAAAAAGUAGUAGAGAUUGCAGUUGAGACUCAAGGGGAGAAUUCAGUAAAUAAAUCGAAUGAAGAAGGGAGUUCGAGUUAUAUGGGAUCUUUCCCCCCUCCCCCAUCUUCGUCUUCGAGGAAGAGAAAGGAAGGUAUGUUGAUGAUUGAUAUACCGUCACGAGCAAACGGUGCGUUCUCAUCAUCGAAUGCUCCAUUGUCGUCGAGUAGAGUGCCAUCGGAUUCGCCAUUGCCAACUAGUAGGUUGUUGGAGGAGAUUAAGUCUCCUGUGAUGGGAAGGAUGAAGUCGUUGAAGAGAAUGUUGAGCAGAGGGAGGAUGAGUUUUAAGGGGGUUGGUACUUCUUAUACUUCUAUGGGAAGUGAUAUUGAGCAGGGGGGAGUCUCAGAUUAUAAAUGCAGAUAAUUGCUGAAUUGUUGUAGGGGAGUUCAUUUUUUGUUGAAAAUAUGAAGUAUGUGAAUAUGUCAUCUUGAAAUUCAUUGGUUUUUAAGUUUGGGAAAUGUACCAGAUCUGUGCUCUUUGAGAAUGCAUCUGAGUACGCUUUUGAUCGUAAAUUUUGGUAAUAUUUGAUAAA
Asparagus officinalis (garden asparagus) is the source of this 1247-nucleotide messenger RNA. RefSeq names its product RING-H2 finger protein ATL2-like. NCBI's taxonomy places the organism in Eukaryota, Viridiplantae, Streptophyta, Magnoliopsida, Asparagales, Asparagaceae. The record is from RefSeq and is a predicted model, not a curated record. Bases 218 to 1078 code for a protein of 286 amino acids. The transcript has a single exon.